AUGGCCGAACAAACACAGCAGCCUGACUACCAUCUCAUUGGAACCCAUACGAGAUACUCCAGCUGGACCAGCCGCGUGGAAGCAGUUCUCGAGUACUUUAAUAUCCCUUACACUGCACAGAUUAUCCACCUGUCUGAGGUCAAACGGGUCUCCCACACGGGUUUCGUCCCAUUGCUGGAAUGUCGCUCACUUGGCCAAAAUAUCCGCCUCAAUGACUCCCUAGCUAUCUGCGAGUUCCUGGCCGAGUCGAACCCAGAGCUCAAUCUGUGGCCGCGCGACCGACAGCUCAGGGCCUUGGCACGUAGCGCAGCAGCGGAGAUGCACUCGGGGUUCUCGACACUGAGAAAUACCUACGGCACGAACUUCAUUGCCCGGUAUACGGGGAAUGUUCCCGUGUCCGAGCAGGCAAAGAAGGAGAUCGAGCGGCUUCUCGUCAUCUGGGACAAUGCGAGACGAACAACCAUGGCCCGUCUUGCUGAGUUGAACGAGAAGGAUGAAGGAUUCCUGUUUGGAUCGUUUAGUAUCGCGGAUGCCUUCUUUUGGCCGACUCUUUGGCGCUUCCGUACCUACAACCUUCCCCUUGAGACGGCGAGUCCCCAUGCAUUGGCUUGGAUGGAGACCAUGUGGAAUAGCCCCACGAUGCAGAGGCUGGCGCAUCACUAUUAUCGCCAAGCAGAACACCCGGAGACACGGAUCGCCCAUUAUGAUGAUAUCUUCCACGACCGGGAUGAUGUUCAAUACGGUACCUUCUCGGAGGGUUGGACCUUCAGCGUCGCUGAGAAGAGAUUUCACUGA
Messenger RNA from Aspergillus bombycis, 795 nucleotides. Its product is annotated as glutathione S transferase. NCBI's taxonomy places the organism in Eukaryota, Fungi, Ascomycota, Eurotiomycetes, Eurotiales, Aspergillaceae. Gene Ontology annotation, molecular function: maleylacetoacetate isomerase activity; glutathione transferase activity. The transcript has 4 exons. Gene Ontology annotation, biological process: L-phenylalanine catabolic process; glutathione metabolic process. Bases 1 to 795 code for a protein of 264 amino acids. The record is from RefSeq and is a predicted model, not a curated record.